Molecule: messenger RNA, 1192 nt
Organism: Globicephala melas (long-finned pilot whale)
Lineage: Eukaryota; Metazoa; Chordata; Mammalia; Artiodactyla; Delphinidae
Gene: CXHXorf38
Product: chromosome X CXorf38 homolog
Source: RefSeq, a predicted model, not a curated record
UCCGCCCCGCCCCUCGCUCCGUGGCCCCGCGGGCUCGUUCCCGGCAUGGUGCUCUCUGAGCUGGCUGCGCGCCUCAACUGCGCCGAGUACAAGAACUGGGUGAAGGCGGGCCACUGCCUGCUACUGCUACGCGGCUGCUUGCAGGGCUUCGUCGGCCGCGAGGUGCUCGCCUUCCACCGCAGCCUGCUAGCCGCCGCCCCCGGCCUGGGCCCCCUCGCCACCUGCCGCAGCGGCUCGCGGUGCAGCCCGCGCGCCCGCCAGUUUCAGCCUCAGUGUCAGGUGUGCGCAGAGUGGAAACGGGAGAUUUUGAAACAUCACACCAGCAGAAAUGGAGACGUUCACUGGGGAAACUGCCGGCCGGUCCGCUGGCCGGUCGACGCCUGGGAGGUGGCCAAGGCCUUCAUGCCCCGAGGACUGGCAGACAAAACAGGACCCGAGGAAUGUGACGCGGUUGCUCUUCUAAGUCUCAUCAACUCCUGUGAUCACUUCGAGGUUGAUCGAAAGAAAGUCACAGAGGUGAUUAAGUGUCGUAACGAGAUCAUGCACUCUUCAGAGAUGAAAGUAUCUUCUGUGUGGCUUCGAGAUUUUCAGAUAAAGAUCCAAAAUUUUCUGAAUGAAUUUAAGAAUAUCCCAGAGAUUGUGGCGGUAUACUCCCGAAUAGAACAGCUGUUGACAUCUGACUGGGCUGUUUACAUCCCUGAGGAGGAUCAGCCAGAUGGGUGUGACUAUGAAACAGGAGUUUACCUGAGUGAGCACCAAGUAAACGAGAUAGAAAUGGAGUUACUAAAGGAAAAACUUCAAGAGCUCUAUCUUCAAGCAAAGGGACAAGAGGUGUUGCCUGAAGAGAUCUUAAAUCAACUGGAAGUGGUGAAAGAAUUUCUGAGAAACAACGAGGAUCUUAGAAAUGGUCUUACAGAAGAUAUGCAGAAGCUAGACAGCCUCCACCAACAGCCUCAAAAACUGGAUUCGAAGGAACCUAGGGCGCAGACACCUGAAGGGAAGGCCUGAAGUUGACCUUCAACAAAAAUCAGGCAUGUUCUGUGAAAGUCAGCCGGGUUUCCAUCUCAGCCGUCCUUUUCUGUGCAAAAGGGAAAACUUACCCAAGUACUCCACUCAAACAAAAAGGAAUUUGUGUCAUCUUUUCCUGGACUUCCCUUUAACUCUUUGGGAGUUUUUUUUUUUUUUUUUUUUU